Molecule: messenger RNA, 951 nt
Organism: Zymoseptoria tritici IPO323
Lineage: Eukaryota; Fungi; Ascomycota; Dothideomycetes; Mycosphaerellales; Mycosphaerellaceae
Exons: 2
Coding region: 254-469 (71 amino acids)
Source: RefSeq, a predicted model, not a curated record
ACGCCUACGGGCUGUCCGCAAGGAAGAAGCAGAAAUCAAGUGUUGGAAAUGCCUCUUGCUGCGGUCGAACUAGACGCUGCAGAUACGAGGCGUCGCUCGCAAUGUGUUAGCACCGUGUCCUGAAGUCAACGAGCUCAAUGCGGGUAUAUAUAUCCCCUUCCUCCACUCGACAUUCAUCUACUCAUCCAUCCACCUCCUCUGCACUCGCUACACCACAUCCAUCCCGAGCCAACAUCAGACGCCUCUUCCAAUCAUGAAGCUCUCCACCCUCUUGGCCGCCACAGUCAUGGCCUUCUCCACCCUCACUCAGGCCAAACCCGCUCCAGCAGGCGGUGAGCCCGGCGGCUGGUGCGAAGACUGCGAACAAACCUGCCGAACCAAAAACCCGACCCGAGACGACUACUACUGCGCCUGCGCCAACAAAUACUGCUCGGCCCGAUGCGGAAAAUGCACACGUCCACACGCAUAGAUUCCUGCGAUGCUUCCGGACGGCAUUCCCUCCCGCUAUCGUGUAUGGAGAUGCUCCAGGUCUUGAGGGAAGAAUUCUGGUUACGAUCUUGCGUGUGAGGCAGCCGGUGUCCGAGCUGGAGAUAUGCGGUGGCUGUCAGAGGACGUUGUCGGAUCAAAUUCUGCUGCUUUCAUAGGGAAUUGUUGGUGUCGUCCAGAUUACGAUAUUCUUCUACCUGGAUUACCGGGAAACGGCCUUUUCGCUUUCCCUGGGAGGUCGGAGGGUAACAAAGUGUCGGAUUGGUGAACGGAUCGAGCACCCCGAUGUGUACUUAGGCGCAUGGCGCAAGCAAUUUGUCCCCAACAAUGAGAAGGUAGAAAUACGAACGUACGUCUAGAUCUUGUCAUCGUCGUCUGCGAAGUCCGGUGAAAACAUAGAAGACGGAGCAAGGACUGUUGUUUCCGGUCUUCUCGACGUCCAGAUCGCGUUUUGGAUACCCUUGC